Molecule: messenger RNA, 3849 nt
Organism: Boleophthalmus pectinirostris (great blue-spotted mudskipper)
Lineage: Eukaryota; Metazoa; Chordata; Actinopteri; Gobiiformes; Gobiidae
Gene: ephb6
Product: eph receptor B6
Biological process (GO): central nervous system projection neuron axonogenesis; axon guidance; protein phosphorylation
Cellular component (GO): plasma membrane; neuron projection
Molecular function (GO): transmembrane-ephrin receptor activity; ATP binding; protein binding
Source: RefSeq, a predicted model, not a curated record
UUGUGGAGAUGUGGAGUAUCUUACUGGCGUUCUGUGUGGUUUUCCAGCCCAAUUCAGCUGAGGAAGUGAUGCUGCUGGACACAUCAGAGUCGACGUCGGAGCUGGGGUGGACCACGUAUCCGGACACAGGGUGGGAUGAGGUCUCUGUUUUGGACGACAAAGGGAAGCUCAUCCGGACGUUUGAGGUGUGUAAUGUGAACCAGAACUCUCGGCAGCAGGAUAACUGGCUGGCCACUCCAUUCCUGCUCCGACGCUCUGCUCCCAGGAUCUUCGUCACCCUCACGUUCUCUGUCCGGGACUGUGCCAGCCUGCGGUCGCCCUCCCCCUCCUGCAGAGAGACCCUCACACUCUUCUACAAACAGGCCGACUCACAGAGGGAGCUGGAGAGGACCUGGGCAGCAGAGCCAUCCAGUGGGGACAGGGAGACAAGAGAGGGCUGGGUGAAGAUCGACACCAUUGCGGCUGACAAAAGCUUCUCUAAAGUGGAGCCCAGUUCUCCGCACCAGUACCAGCCAAACAGAUACAGCCGCAUCAACGUGAAGACGCGCAGCUUUGCCCCGCUCACACGCAAUGGAUUCGUGCUAGCCAUUGUGGACAGUGGAGCCUGCGUUUCUCUUAUGGGAGUAUCUAUCUUUUACCGCCGCUGUCCUGGCACCAGUCUGCACUUGGCGUCGUACCCAGCCACGCCCUCCGGGGCCGAGCCCACGGCCCUGGUGCCAGUGACGGGUACAUGUGUGCCCCACAGCAAAGCCCAGGGCGGCUCUCCGCGCAUGCACUGUAACGCAGAGGGAGAGUGGAUGGUGCCUGUGGGAGGAUGUGUCUGUGAUGAAGGUUAUGAACCCAACCACAACGGCUCAGCGUGCCUCGCGUGUCCGAGCGGAUACUUCAAGCCUCUGUCUGGCCCCGCUUGCGCGCUGUGCCCCCCCAACAGUCGGACCAGUCUGGACGGAGCCUCUGUGUGCGAGUGUCGAAGCGGCUUCUACCGAGCGGCCAACGACGCCAACUCCUCUGCCUGCACUACUCCUCCCUCUGCCCCCGUGGCCCUGACCUGGGAAUACGAGAGCGGUGAUGGAGGCGUGUCUCUGAGGUGGCGCCCCCCGCUGGACAUGGGCGGUCGCAGCGAGGUGUGGUAUGGCGUGGUGUGUCGGAUCUGCCCCUCGCCUACAAUUUCUAACCCUGCCCUUUGCUCCUGGUGUGGGGAGGGGGUCACGUUCAGCCCCUCUCAGACCAACCUGAAGCAGACCAAAGUCACGCUCAACAACCUGCUCACCCGAGUCACCUAUCUCAUACAGGUGCAGGCUAUGAACGAGGUGUCUGCUCUCAGUCCUUUUCCAGCUCGAUACACAAGCAUCAAUUUCACCACCAGUCAGUCAGUCCCCAGUAUAGUUCCCAUGAUGCACCAGCUGAGCCGCGCCCCAGACUCCAUCACUCUGUCCUGGCCUCAGCCCGACCGGCCCAAUGGAGACAUCAUGGAGUACCAGCUCCGCUACUUCGACAAGGGGUCAGAUGAGGACAGUGCUCACACCAUCUUCAGUGAGACGAACACAGUGAGUGUGGGCUCACUGGUCCCCGGCUCCAUCUACGCCUUCCAGAUCCGAGCCCGAAACGAACGUGGAUUUGGACCUUACAGCAACACCAUCUACUUCACCACUCUGCCCCUGGAGGAGCACUCCCAGCAGAUCGAGCACCGGCUGCCUCUGCUCGUGGGCUCCGUGAUGGGAGGGGCCGCCUUCCUCCUCGUCGUCAUCGCCAUCAUCGUGGUCCUGGUGUUUCGCAGUAAGAGAAGAGAAAGCCCAUACAGCGAUAGACUGCAGAGAUACAUGAGUAACAAAGGUGGGGUCAAAUAUUAUGUGGACCCGUCGACUUAUGAGGACCCCAGUGAAGCUGUUAAAGAAUUUGCCCGAGAGAUCGACCCCACACACCUGAAGAUCGAGGAGGUGAUUGGAGCAGCCCAGUUUGGAGAGGUGUCUCGUGGGCGCUACCGUCCUCUGGGCCGCAGAGAGGUGCUGGUGGCGGUGAAAACCCUGAGGUGGGGCGCUUCUGACAGAGAGAGGGGCAUGUUCCUCAGUGAGGCGGGGGUCCUAGGGCAGUUUGACCACCCCAAUGUCCUGAAGUUGGAGGGAGUGGUCACACGCACCACUCCUGAGAGGAUCGUCACCGAGUUUAUGGAGAACGGACCACUCGAUGCUUUCCUCAGGGAGAACGAAGGCCAGUUCAGUGUGCUGCAGUUGGUCGGGAUGUUGCGAGGAGUGGGAGCAGGGAUGCGGUAUCUUGCAGAGAGAAACUUUGUUCAUCGAGACCUGGCAGCUCGGAACAUUCUGGUGAACUCCAACCUGGUGUGUAAAGUGUCUGACUUCGGCCUGUCCCGUCUCAUGAGGGGGCUGGACCACAACAUCCCAACAUACACGGCAUCACUGGGAAGCAAGAUCCCGGUGCGGUGGACAGCUCCGGAGGCGUUCCAGCACAGGAAGUUCAGCUCGGCCAGUGACGUGUGGAGCUUUGGUGUUCUGAUGUGGGAGGUGAUGUCAUACGGAGAACGCCCCUACUGGGACAUGAGCAACCAGGAGGUGAUGAAGGCAGUGGCUGACCAGUUCCGCCUUCCUGCCCCUCAGAACUGCCCGGCGGCGCUGCACUCUCUGAUGCUCCAGUGCUGGCAGGCCAACCGUGGAGACCGGCCAGGCUUCGACGUCCUCCUCUCCUCAUUGGACAGACUUAUCCGACACCCCGCCUCCCUCAAAGCAGAGCCCACACGAAGCUGCUCCCAGCCGCUGCUCAGCCCCACCCCCACAGACCUGUCGUGCGUGGCGACCGUCAGUGAUUGGCUGAGGGCACUGAGGCUGGAGCGGUACCAGGAUGCAUUUGACCGCGCCCACUUGGACUCUUUAGACAGAGUCAGCCGCCUCACCAUGGAAGAGAUGCCGGGGCUGGGGGUGAACCUGAUCGGGCACCAGAGGAAGAUCGUGAGCGCCGCGCAGCAGCUCAGGGCGUUCCUGGCGCAGGGGCAGGUGGAGGUGUGACCCUUGUGUACUUCAGUUCUGUUGUAAAUGGUACCAGUUACCAUGGUAAUCAUCACAUGGAGCAUGUUUAUGCCACUGGACAGUGCUGUCUGAUAAACUGGGCACUUUAAAAAGAAAAAGGGGAAAGGUCAAAUGGUCUGGUCCCAGUGUGACUGAAGAGAGGUUCUGACUGGACCAGGAACUGUUAAAGAUCAGAACUCUGAGUUCUUCCAUGUUUGUCACUGAACUUCACUUUGACUUCGUCCUCACCCAUCUGCUCCUACCUCCGACCCACUCACAUCACUGCUGCAUCCAGACAUGUUUUUGUACUUUAUGUAAUUAUCGGACAGAUCUCCACUCUGAGAACUGCGGACAGACAAUCAACCUAUAUAUUUGUAAAAAAUGUAUUACUUUUUCUUACCUGAAAGGCCCAAUUCUGUGGAAAAAAAGAGCAAAAAAGGCUGACCUUAUACUACCUACUGCCAUGCAGCUUGUGUUUAAAAAGCUCUCAGUGUUAUUAAUGCUGCAGAUGUUUGUUUGCUACAGUUCAAUGAUGACUUGUUUUUCCUGUUUUUGGCACAUGUCCAGAGCGGCUCCAGGAGCACUGAGCUGCAGCAUCUCCUUUGUACAUUUCACUGUUUGUUUGGUUCAAAGUGAAAUCACUGUCAUUGAAGCAUUGUGAAUGUGUGCUUUUGGAGGAAGAAGAAAAUGUCAUUUACACUUUACUGAAGAGGGUGAAAUGCUUUGUGCGCUGUUGUAUGUUUGAGUGUUCAGAUGUUCAAAUGUGACCGUGAGAUUGGAGUGUGUCGGGCUACACACCUUAGAUGUGUUUACAUGUUCACCAGUAUUCCAU